UCCAUAUCCAGGCUUCAAGUAUUCUACUACAUAUUAUUAUAUUUCACCAAACUAUGGCGCGUCUCUACGAUUCCCGCACCACGAUCUUUUCGCCUGAGGGCCGACUGUACCAGGUAGAGUACGCGAUGGAGGCCGCUUCGCAGUCGAACACUUGCCUGGGCAUCCUGGCCAAGAACGGAGUCAUUUUGGCUACGGAGCGAAGCGUGGACAAGCUCUUGGACUCGAGCAUUCCUGCGCCCAGGAUCUGCAGGCUGAACGAGGACGCUGCCUGUUGCGCCACGGGCAACAAGGCGGAUGGAAACGUGCUGACCACCGAAUUGCGCCUGAUCGCCCAACAAUAUGUUAGCACCUACGGUGAGAUGAUUCCUUGCGAGCAGCUGGUCACGAACCUGUGUGACAUCAAACAGGCGUAUACGCAAUACGGCGGCAAGCGACCCUUCGGGGUAUCCUUUCUGUACAUGGGCUGGGACUGCCGCUUCGGGUUCCAGCUGUAUCAGUCCGAUCCCAGUGGGAACUACAGUGGCUGGAAGGCCACAUGCAUUGGCCGCAAAUCAGGGGCGGCCAUGGAAAUGCUUCAGAAGGAACUAUUCAGCAAGGGCUACGCAAGUCCCUCGCUCGAGGAAGCCAAGGAUGUAGCCAUCAAGGUCAUGGGCAUGACCUUGGAUAGAGAUAGCUUGACCCCUGCGAAGCUGGAAAUGGCUGUACUACAGCGCUUCUAUAACACCACCAUAUUUCAUAUCUUAGAGAAAAUUGAGGUACACAACCUAAUUCAGAAGCAUAACAUUUUGCAGUUUCAAAUCGCCAGGCGAAAGUAUUAAAGUCAUUGUUUAAUUUCAGA
Molecule: messenger RNA, 838 nt
Organism: Drosophila erecta
Lineage: Eukaryota; Metazoa; Arthropoda; Insecta; Diptera; Drosophilidae
Gene: Prosalpha3T
Product: proteasome subunit alpha type-4-like
Exons: 1
Coding region: 54-818 (254 amino acids)
Biological process (GO): ubiquitin-dependent protein catabolic process
Cellular component (GO): proteasome core complex; proteasome core complex, alpha-subunit complex; nucleus
Source: RefSeq, a predicted model, not a curated record